Molecule: messenger RNA, 1500 nt
Organism: Sclerotinia borealis F-4128
Lineage: Eukaryota; Fungi; Ascomycota; Leotiomycetes; Helotiales; Sclerotiniaceae
Source: the annotation of a GenBank genome assembly
AUGUUGGCCAAGCAAGCUCUCUUUAUUUCUGCACUUCUGCCCUUGAUUCAAGGACAGGAAUCUACAUCAGAGACUGUUUUAGGUGUUUAUAUCUUUCAUCGUCACGGAGAUCGUACUACAAAAGCCUACGCUCCAACAUCUCUCACAGAUCUUGGCUAUGCUCAAGUAUAUGCUUCCGGAAAUUACUAUCGACAACGAUACAUCGAUUCCAAUGCAUCCUCUCCUCUGUAUAAAAUCAAUUCAGACAUAGCUAAGAUCUCUCAAUUGAACGUUCAAGCACCGGUCGACAAUGUACUUCAGAACUCAGCAUCUGGGUUCCUUCAAGGUUUAUACCCACCGGUUGGCGCAACAUUGGGGAGUCAAAUACUUGCCAAUGGCACAAGUGUUGAAGCACCGUUGGGUGGCUUUCAACUUAUUCCUGUCAAUGUCGUUGCUACGGCAUCAUCAAGCGCCAAUUCUGAGAACUCGGCAUGGCUACAGGGCUCAAGUGGUUGUGGAAAUGCAAUCACGAGCUCUAAUAACUAUUUUUUCUCAGAAGAAUAUACGAGUCUGCUGAACUCGACCAAGAGCUUCUACCAGAGCAUUCUUCCCGUCAUUAACACCACAUUCAAUUCUACUCAAGACACUUUCAAGAAUGCAUACUCGGUUUAUGACUACGUUCACGUCUCUACCAUUCACAACUCGUCUAUUCCAUCCGAUGAACUUCUCACAGACGACACCCUUUCCCAACUGCUAGCGCUAGCCAAUAAUCAUGAGUUCAAUCUCGCAUACAAUGCUUCGGAGCCGAUUCGUGCAAUUGCGGGAUCUACUUUAGCAGCACAAAUCCUCGAACAACUAAACACAACCAUAACCAGCCAAUCCUCCGUCCCCGUCUCCAUCCAAUUCGGCGCCUACGCCUCCUUCCUCUCCUUCUUCGGGCUCUCCGGUCUCUCCACCCUAUCCCCAAACUUCACCGGCAUCGUCGACUACGCCUCCUCCAUGACCUUUGAACUCCUCACCAACAGCACCCUAAACAGCACCAGCACCUCCUAUCCUUCCCCAACCGAUAUCUCCGUGCGCUUCUAUUUUUCCAACGGCACCGCUUCUGAAAAUCCGUUGACCGCAUACCCUCUUUUCAAUCAGAUGGAAACGACGAUUCCAUGGACGACUUUUGUGGAGGAGAUGAGUAAAUUUGCGAUUGGAGAGCAGGGGGAUUGGUGUACGGCGUGUGGGAACUCGACGGGGGUUUGUGCGGGGGCAUCGGCUGCUUCUUCUUCUUCUUCGGGUUCGAGCGCUGGAACGGGGACUGCGGAUGCAGGUAUAUCGAAGGCGGUGGCGGGAGUAAUUGGAGCGAUGGUUACAUUAGCUGUGGUGUUGGGGGUUGAGGCAUUGGUUUUGCUGGUGGCGGGUAUGAGGAUCGUGAGUAAGAAGAGAUUGGGGGGCGGUGUUGGUAGUGGUGGUGGUGGUGGUGGUGGUGCGGCGGGUAAUGCGGUUAGUGUUGGGAAACGGGGUGGGAAAUAG